Molecule: messenger RNA, 7715 nt
Organism: Halichondria panicea
Lineage: Eukaryota; Metazoa; Porifera; Demospongiae; Suberitida; Halichondriidae
Exons: 21
Coding region: 2840-6841 (1333 amino acids)
Biological process (GO): translational initiation
Cellular component (GO): eukaryotic translation initiation factor 4F complex
Molecular function (GO): RNA 7-methylguanosine cap binding; translation initiation factor activity
Source: RefSeq, a predicted model, not a curated record
ACAAGCUACGCCCAUCUUUGAACUAGCCCUUGAACAACAAAGAACUAAUUUGAGGUUGAAAAUGGCUGAAUCUACAACACUGAAUGCUGCUAGUUCCCCACAGUUGAUGGACGGACUCACUCCCGAUGAUUGGGAUAGGGUAUGAUAUUCACAUGAUAGAUAGAUAUUCAAUGAUCAGUUCAUUCUCCUAGUGCCUAGAUGUACUUGUUGACCACCCAUAAACACACUUGGCAUCAUUCAUUCAUCACAGUAUAGUGCCUACACUCUACCCUGUCAGUGUGAGGUGUUUUAUCUCAUGUUGUUGUUCUCUCCACAUGUACCACUCUCUCUGGAUGGACAACAGUGGAACAUUGAGGUACGUUGUGUGCAAUCACAUUCUACCAAGCUGACAUGCUUGUGCUCUGAGCACUUGUUGUUAGGAGGUAGACAGUGUAAAGAAGAGCACAUACGGAUAACUGAAUGUGAUACUAUUCCUUAAUUGAGACCAGUAGAUCUACUCGUAUAGUAUUCCCUGAAAGUAUGCAUGGUUAAUCAAGUGUUUCAGUCUGCAUGUUUGGCUUUAUCACUGCACUAAUGUUCUCUUCCUUCCAUUUCAUGCAUCUCCACCUCACCUUUGACUGACCCUCUGAAACAACAGAUUGUAAGUUGGUGUGUGUUGUCAGAGUAUUUAGUGCCUGUUGCAUAUUCUGUGAUGUUUCUACUUCCCCAUUAUUACUCUUGUGUGUGUGCAGUGCCAUAGUGUUAUAUAGGGAAAUAUUUAGUAUGAUCACAUUCAAUCUCGUAAUCAUUCAUUUACUAUCUUCCCACGUGUUUGCCCUGUGGACUCUCCCUCUCUGGAUCAACAGCAUGUAAGUUGUGUUUGCACGUGUACACUUAUUUUAAUGGUUACUAUAGGAACUCCUACACUAAUUGUAGGAAAUCAUAAAAUGUCUUUAUCUCUCAAUUUGCAUAUUGCCAACUACAAAACUUAUUUAAUUUAAUUUAAUUUAGGUUGUACUUUUAAUACUUUUGUUGGUUCAUAGAAUAUGCAUCUAAGUUGGUACAUUAUCGUGUUUGUCUCUUCCCAUGCACACACUCAUUCCUAUGUUGGACCUCACACUGAUUUGGACUACUGUAGAAGGUGAGCUUCUUACGGGUACUCAAUGUCCAUACACUAAAAUGGUUCAGCUGCAAUGUGUACGGAUGUACUGGUUACCUAGCAUGACUAGUGUGUCCCUUGUCCUCUAGAGCUGACCCUCUCCCUCGUAUAGGGUAGACCACGGCUACGAGGACGAUAUCAGCCUCCCAGUUUGUGGUUACCCCAGGUGUAGGCCAGGGCACAUUACACAUGCUCCAAACUUGCCCAAAAUGUUUGUACUGACUAACUUUCCUAAAUCUGCAUGUAGGUAAAUUUCCGAACAGUAACCUUGUACUAUUCAUAGUCCAAUUAUUUUUACGCACAAUUUAGAAAUACCACACAUGUACAUGCAUUGUGUACAUUGUGUACAUGUAAAUUCCCCAACUAAUUAAGUUCUUGGUUUCUCAAGAUUGUUCCCAAGAGCUUUAAUGUGCCAGGUCUAGAUGUAUUCCACUUGUUGCUAUGUGUAGUCAGUCCCAUACACACCAGCGUUCAACUGAUCUGAUGUCUUGUAUGUGUGUUAAGAUUAAAUCUCUCCCUCACAUGUACCAUUUGAUGUCUCUCAGAGUACCAUUGAGGUAUGUUGUGAUUGUGUGUGUGUCUCAUGGAGUGCGUGUGUUGUAUUGUACGACAAACAAAAUCAUACGUAUCAAAGUUGUACAUGUAAGAUGCUUGUUGUACCGUUUACCGUCCCUUUCACUGACCCACCCACUGACCCUUCCAUUAUCUGCCAUUGCUAGUACUAAGUACCUGUGUGUGUACUAGCCAGUGUGUGUACUGAUUUACUACCAGUGUGUUCAUAUCCCUCUCUUCUCACAUGUACCCUCUGUGGACUGUUACUCAACAACAGACUGUGAGUUUAUUAUUGUCAGUGUGCGCUAGCUGAGCAUUAUAUAUUUAAUGGCAAACUAGACUGACUUGUGUACAUGUACUACUGCAUGAAGGCAGAAAUUGUGUGGCUUUAUUUAGGAUUGGUACUGCUCUUGAUAGUUUCAUGCUGUACAGACGUGUACUUGCAAUAAUUGAUGUAUACGUGUGUGAAUGCAUUCGUGUAUUUGAACAUGUUCAUUUCUCUACAUGUCCGUGUCCUACUGCUUGUUAAUGUGACUACUGCUAAUGAUUACUGGAACAACAGAAUGUAAGUUACAGUAUACAGACAUGUAUGAAUGCACUCACUGCUCCUACCAUCAUCCCCCUCUCUCUGUUUCCAUGUGUGUCUUACGCUGGUGUCUCAUUGGACUAAACAGAAGGUGAGCGGGACACUGCACUGACUUGUGACUGUACUUGUGUCAGUAAUGUUUGAUUUGUACGUAUGAGAACAUGCCGUGUAAUAUAAAUUAUUGACAUCAUAGUGUACAGGUUUGUGAUUAUAUUCUUUUCUCUCCAUACAUUUCCAUGGUUACUGAAUAUCUGGAACAAUAGAGAAGGAAUGCUAUUAAUGAGAGUAAACUCAAGAGUCAAAAGACGAGAAGAGCUGCCCUCCAACAGAGACUGUCUGGUGACAUCACUGACCAGGACCGGAGACAACUGCAGGGAGAGCUGGAGGAGGUGGAGGGGAAGAUCAAGAAGUGUGUCUCAGAGAUACAAAGGCGUGAGGGGUUCAUACAUAACAGUGAGAAUAAGAUUGCUGAGAUACGAGGAAGACCAGAGGAGAGGCGGAGAAAGGAAGCACAUCUAGCACAUCUAGCACGUUUAGAAUCAAAGCGGUUGUUUGAUGAGGCGAUGAAGCACGGACACGUCUUGGUCAACAUUGUCAACAUGCUCGUGUUUGGACCGGCGGGAACAGGGAAGACCAACCUCAAGCACCUGCUAACUGACAAGCCCCCUCCACUACAGCGUGACAGCACUCCUUGUAUGGAAAAGCCAGUACGCAUUCGCCCCGUGUCCAAUGCAAAAUUCAAAACAACUGGAAGAGGCUGGGAAGAGAUGUCUCAGUCAAAGCUGCUCAAUCUACUAGCUCAAAUCAUCGCCAAGCUACCAAAAGAAAGCACCGAUCACCUAGUUGGAAAAAGUACCGAUCGUUUAGUUGAAAGAAGCACCGAUCAAUCCACGGCAUCAAGAAUUGCCAAGAGCUUGAAAAAGAUGAUCACGGCAUUAAGGAUUCCCAAGAGGAUGACCACAACCAAGACAAAAUCUGGUUCCAAAUCCAGCCCAUCGAACGAUUCCGAUGAACUUUCUGGCUCUGCAAGAUUUUUGGACGAAGCCAUCGAUGAAGUGAUAGCGAGUGUAGUGAGUGGUGUGGCAGAAGAGCUGAAGCCAGCCACACAGAGAACUCGCAAACUGUCGAGCAGUGACCAGCAAGAAGGAGAACUGUUUGAUUCCAACUGGGUGUACGUUACCGACUGCGGCGGUCAGCCGCAAUUCCACGACAUCAGCCCUCUCUUCAUCAAGCACAUUUCAGUGGCGUUGAUAGUCCUACGUUUGAUUGACGAACUCUCCAGUUUCCCUUCUGACGAGUACUACAAGGAUGGGCAGCUUGUUGGUAGUCCUCAUGCAUCUCACAUGACCCUCGAGGAGACACUUCAGAGUCUCAUUCGAUCCAUUGAGUCCCAUACCUCACAAGACAAGAAGCCAAAGAUGAUCUUUGUGGGCACGUUCUUAGAUCAGCUCAAGAGCUUGGAUACUCUUAUCAAGAGGAAUCAAGAGAUUCUCGACAUGCUGCCACCCGAUAUCAAGAAGCUAUUGGUGUACAACGAUCUUGCGUUGAACAAUCUGAUUUUUGGUCUCAACACGAUCAGCCGAGAUGACGAUUCACUGGCCACUGCCGAUAGGAUUAGAAGUGCUGUUGAAUGCUCUAUUCCGCUACAAGUCAAAAUGCCCAUCUGGUGGUCCUUCUUGGAUUCACUUCUCCAGAGUUUAUCUGCCACUCUCGAGCGAGGUGUACUGAGCAAGCAAGAAUGUCUCCGAUUAGCCACUCGAUUUCAUUACGUGCUCCAAGAUCUUGAAGCUGCUCUGGUCUUCUUUGACAACGUGUGUAUAGCGCACUACUAUCCCUCCAUUCUCCCCAACACAGUGUUUGUGGAUGCCCAGAUUCCACUAGACAAGAUCACUGAGCUCUCACAGUACGCCAUCUCUCUGAGGACUCCUGAAGUCAAAUCAUCCUCUACUCUAAGCACAAGAGGGACUGAGGCCAAGUGGAAGAGAUUUCGAGACAAAGGCAUAGUCAGUUUAGAGUUCCUACGACCUUUCAAGAAGCAUUACGUUGAAGGUAUCUUUUCUCCAGAAGACAUGCUGUUGAUCAUGAAAGAGCUUCUCGUGAUUGCUCCCAUUGCACUAGUGGAGGCCACUACCCACCAAGCCGAGUUCUUCAUGCCAUCUCUACUCACAUCUAUCCCACCUGCUGAGUUAGACAAAAUUCGUUCGUCGUUCACAAUAGCGCCCCUUGCUGUCUACUUUCGUAGUGGGUGUAUUCGCUCUGGAGUCUUUUGCUGUCUAGUUGUGGACAUGAUCAAGAGGGUGGGCUGGAAAGUUUUGCUCCCUUCUGGCGAAACAAGCAUUUUUGCUAAAAAUUGUAUCCAGUAUGAAAUCUCCGAUCUCCCGUGUACCGUGACUCUGAUCGACUCCUUCUCAUAUAUGGAAGUGUAUAUCGACAUCCCUGUUUCUCUUCGCAAUGAAGUAUGCCCUAUGAUUCGAAACGAAAUUUUGCACAGCAUUAAAUUGUCCUGUGCAGUGUUGCAUUACAACAACGACACACCCAAGACAGCCAUCUUUUGCCCAUGCAAGAAGAGCACUGGCAAAUUACAUCUUGCUGAUGUGAUCGAACGGAGUGGCUGUAAGUUUUGGAAGUGCUCCCUUCAGACACGUGUGUGGGGAGAGCUCAGUGAUGAACAUAAAAUCUGGCUGGACAGUAGCGAAGGUUCUGGAAAACCAUUGUCUGCUACGUACGCGGGAGGUACUUGUACUGAGAGAAAGAGUGAUCAGCAGCCACAAUCUGAAGUUUAUCUUUGUUUCCCUGGUGAAGGCUCCUCAGAUGUUAACACUGAAAGAAAGAGACAUCAGCUGCAAUACUCUGGUCCAUCGUCCCCUGUAAUGGAACCUGUGUGUAGAAUGAGUGAUCAAUAUACCAGAAAACCAUCGUCUGCUACGGGAGGUACUUGUACGAAGACUGAGAGAAAGAGUGAUCAGCAGCAAUACUCUAUCAAUCAAUGUGGGACUCUGGCCAAUGUUGUUAGUAGCACUGGAUCUGGAAUGAGUGAUCAACAGCCUUGUUUGAGUGAGCAUGGUAAUUCUGUAAUGGAAGAUGUGUGCACGGAAGUACAUGAUCAUGAUCAGCACAUUAUUUCUGACAAAUUGUCUCCUGCAAUGGAACAUGUGGUCAAUACAACGAGUGAUCCACAUCAACAUACCAUAAUGGAAGAUGUGUGUAAGAAGACUGGAGUGAGGGACCAACAACUCAAUCAAGAAAUCCCUGAGAGUGACAUCAUUCUAAUCGCGGGGAAAUGUCCUCACCUGCUGAACGUGCACAAGGCUUUGACAAUCAACGAUCUACAACAUGUUUACGAGAAACUACAUGAAAGUGCCAGCCCUCACUGGUUCGAUCUGGGAUUGGCUCUAGGUCUAACUUAUCCUGUUCUCACCAAGAUCAAUAUCAAGUGUUGUGAAGAUAAUGUAUCAUCCUUGCGUGAAAUGUUGGCCAAGCUCCUGAGUACACAACAUGUAACAUGGAGUCUCCUGUCAGACGCUCUCAAAAGGCCCACUGUGGAUCUCAUCAAUUUGGCUGAUAGCAUCACAGGAAAACCAUCGUCUGCUACGGGAGGUACUUGUACUGAGAGAAAAUGUGAUCAGCAGCAAUACUCUAACACAGCUGCUGAUGUCACUGAAGGAGAUACCUCACAAGAUGUCCUCACUUCAUAUCCACACACCAUUCCCUCAGGAGCUGGUGGACUGAGGACUGUGACCAUUGAGGAAUUGAAGGAGCGUACAAAAGUGACCGACUCUCAACUUGACACUGAAAUUGAAGAGACAGACAUGUGGGACCUGGCAGAUCACUUUGACAAUGUGGAGACCUACCCUGCUAUGUUGGGGCUGAGCCCUGCUGAACAGAAAGAUGUUAAAUACGCUUUGUUUCUGAAUGACAUGCAAACAGCAAUGUUUCAUACUCUAAAGGUGUGGAGACAGCAUAAUCCAGGUGCAGCCACGUACCGAGCACUAGUGGACAUUGUACUGGAUAUGAGAAUGGAAGAAUUGGCCACUUACAUUUGUCAGUCAGCAGCUAGUACACGAAGAGGAGCAACUGCCAAAGAUUUCUUUGAGAAUCUAAAACCUUUGUGUACAGUCAAGACCAUCAAGGCAUUUUGGGGUGUGGUCAACAAUAUUCGUCCCAUAGAGCAGUUGGGCGAGAGAGAGAGCUACCAUCUUAUGAGGAAUGAGAAUAGGAGACCUAUUUGGGAGGACUCUGAUAAUGCUCAUGGUGGAUUGUGGUCAUUCAAAGUCAGAAAGAUGCACACAACCAAGGUAUGGCAGGAGCUGUUGUUGGCUGCUGUGGGUGAGCAGUUCUCAGAGUGUGUGGGCGGUGGUGACUGUGUGUGUGGUGUGAGUGUGAAGAUAAGAGGGUUCGAUCAAGAAAUCGUACAGAUCUGGAAUGAAGACAUGCCUGUCCUCUCAAAGAGCUACUGUUCUGUUGGACAGGAAAUGGUCCUCAACUUUAUCAACACUGAGGAGAUCAGCUCUGGGGUGGAGUUGUUGGAAGGGUGUGAGUGUGUGGUGCACUUUGACCCCUGCUAGCCGUGCUGGUGGGGCCGGGGAGGGGAGAAUGAGGUACAUAAGAGUUCCAAUAAAGAAGCAUCACUGGGCAAAGAUAAUUCUCAAGUCUCUCUCUGGGAGGUGGUUUCAGACUACACCCAUUUCCUGUGUUGAGGAGCACAACAUGUGAUGACUAAGAGGUGUAAUAACUAGGGACAGAAUAGGUGUGGCUUAGUGGUUAGGGUGGUGGCUUAGUAGAUUAGAUGAUAGAUAAGGCGUGGGUUCGAUUCCUUCUUGGGGACUUUCUUUACAAAUCAGUUAAUAAUAUCCCUAAAUUUUGAAGUCAUCAUACUCCUUCUCAAGUACAUACAAGUUGGGGUGUCGCCCGGUUUCUGUGAAACAAAGUUUCACGGAAACCGGGCGACGACCCAACUUACCCUUUUUGGUAGACUAGGUUCUGUCUCUUUUUUUUGUAGAAAUGGCCGAAAUUAUUUAACAAUGUAAUUGUGGUUUUGCUCUGCAAAUCUCUGUUGCAAGUGCACGUACUGUUGAUUUGUGCUUAUGUAAUGUAGUUCUAUAGGUUUCCCAGUAAGGCACUGCAAAAAGGUUCUAUAUUUAUGCCUCAGUGCCUGUAUCCUCCUCUAUAGGUCCAGAUUAUCAAGUAGCGUGUCCAAGGAGGACAGUAAGAGAGUCGUCACCUUCCUCAACCACCCAGGACUACAUCUCAUUCAGCAGGGGUCAAGUACCUGUGCGGAAGGCGCCCCCUGAACCACCCACUACCCCUAACGAUCCUCCAAUCGUCCCCCUGUACCCCCAGAUCUUGCUGCUAAGAAGAGGUCGCGAGGGUCAAAGGACAGAGGUCAUGAGGCGGCAGAUAAAGGGGAGGACCAUAAUACCAUUGACUAUCGAACAGCCA